AUGGAAAAACUGAUUCGCGAGAGAAAAUCUCUAGAGCCACGUAUCAAACGUGUGGCUGAAACCGUGAAAGGACUAGAGACGCAAGCAGUGGACGAAAUCGAGGUACAAACCGAACUCGAAGUGCUCGGUGAUAUUUGGAUUGCGUAUGGUACAGUGCACAAAAGGAUUCUGGACAUAUGUGAAGAUGAAGAAAAAUACAUUGACGCUGUGCAAAACCAGUGUACUUUUGAAAAGGCCUACAUUGGGCUGAAGAAUCGCCUUGCGAAAGUGCUAAAAGCAGUGCAGAAUCGCGAUCGCAGUCAAGAAGAGCGAUCUCCGUCGCAGAGUGAAAUUAUUAAUCAGCUUGCACAGCAGCAAGCCGAACUACUCCGUGCAAUGUCGGGUAGAAUGGCUGCUGGUACGAGUACAUCCGUUGCUGUCGCUGAUAAUGUCCAUGCCCUCACACCGCUGUCCGAUCUCAAGUUGCCCCGCAUGAACCUCCCCCCUUUCUCCGGGGACUAUCUCGAGUGGCAGUCAUUCAUCGAUCUAUUCAAGAGCAUGGUUGACGGAAACCCAUCGCUCAGGGAUAGCCAAAAACUGUACUUUCUAAAAACCCAUCUUUCCGGAGAAGCUGCUACGCUCAUCUCCCAUCUGAAAAUUGAGGAUACGAAUUACGCUCCUGCUCUGGCAAAGCUCAAAGCCCGCUACGAUAAGCCACUCGAGAUAGCUCACAAGCACAUCGAACGCUUUCUCAACCAACAAGCCAUGACGAUACCGUCUGCUCAAGCGUUGCGUUCAUUGCAUGAUGUCUCCGACGAGGUUGUUCGUGCCCUUCAAGCCAUGCAACGAGAGGAUCGUGAUACUUGGUUGCUAUUCAUCCUGGUCCGAAAACUGGACUCAGAAACCAAACAGCUUUGGUAUCAAAAGGUUGCCGAUAUGGAGGAAACUGCCGUCACUCUGAAAGUGUUCCUCGCAUUUAUCGACUCGCGCAGCUUUGCUCUGCAAGCUGCACAGGCCCAGCCUAUCAAACAACGAACAUCAGCUACCAUCAGCAAGCCUUUCGUAAAACCGCAGUAUAAGGGAGCAACCGCUCUCGUCGCCACCAAUACAGUAUCGAACUGCGACGUCUGUGCAAAAUCUCCCCAUCCACUCUAUCAGUGCGGUAAGUUCAUCCACAUGAGCCCAGAGGAAAGGCUCGCUGCAGCAAGUGCCCACCGACUGUGCCGUAAUUGCCUAAAAAGGCAUGCGGGUGAAUCAUGCAAAUCGGGUAACUGUCGCAAAUGUGGUUCACACCAUCACACCCUUCUGCAUUUUGCCCUCACCCGUCAAGAUCCACAAAUUCCCUCCACAUCGAAUGCUGCUCACUCUAGUGGUGGUCCGGCUGCCCAAUCUUUGAUUUCGGCCCUUGAUUCCGCUGCUAAGUUUGACGCCUCCAAUGUUCUGCUAGCCACCGUGUCAAUUAAUGUCCUAGACAAAUAUGGACGCCCUCAUGCCUGCCGCGCCGUUCUGGAUUGCGCGUCACAAGUGAAUUUUAUCAGCCAGACUUUCUGUAGGGAACUUGAUCUCGACCUACUGGAAGCAGACAUGAAUCUAGAAGGCAUUUCAUCUACCCCCGCGCAUGCAAACAAAUGCGCGGAAAUCAUCGUGGCGUCCCGAUGCACGGACUAUCGUACAACGGUCCCCUGCAUGGUGCUCGAGAAAAUUACAAAUACGCUCCCAGUCAAACCUGCGAACACCGACGGUUGGCCUAUUCCGGGUUCGAUCACCCUGGCCGAUCCACUAUUUCAUCGCCCCGGUAAGAUUAGCGUACUUCUUGGCAUUGAACUAUUUUUCCAGCUUCUCGAGCCUGGAAAAAUCUCGCUAAGUUCUGACGAUAGCCUGCCUACCUUACAAAAUACCAAGUUAGGGUGGGUAGUUGCUGGUCGAUAUCGAGAUACUAUUCCACACAAGACGACCUCGACGUGCUUAUUGUCCACCACUGACGACAGCCUCAACCAACAACUAAAACGCUUUUGGGAACUGGAGGAAUAUACAGCCUUUUCACCUCAUCUUAGCGACGAAGAAAAACGAUGCGAAGAGCACUUCUACAAACACACCGUACGAGACGAUGAUGGUAAUUUCAUUGUGCGCUUACCGUAUCUACAUUCUCCGACUCUACUGGGUGAGUCAAGACUAAUAGCCGAAAGACGACUGAGCCACAUCGAGCGAAAGCUGCAGCGGAACACUCAUCUCAAACUUGAAUACCAUGCGUUUCUCCGUGAGUACCUCGACUCCGGUCAUAUGACACUCAUCGAGAAUCCUCCGCACGAUGCUAUCUAUCUACCUCACCAUUGUGUGGUAAAAGAAUCUAGUUCCACAACAAAAUAUCGUGUCGUCUAUGAUGCCGCAGCGAAGACCGCAAGCGACCUGUCUCUUAACGAUAUUCUUAUGGCAGGUCCGGUGCUACAGGACUCACUAGUGGACAUUCUUCUACGAUUUCGUUUUCCGCAAAUUGUGUUCACCGGUGAUAUUAAGCAAAUGUAUCGCAUGAUAAAAUUGGCAGACGAAGAUCAUUUAUUCAUCGUAUGGAGGUGGGACAGUGACCAGCCUGUGCAAGCGUAUCGGUUAAACACCGUCACCUAUGGGACGAAGAGUGCAUCGUAUUUGGCAACAAAAUGCCUGCAGCAGCUAUUGGAAUCACACAGACAGCAGUAUCCGACAGCGGUUGAGAAGGCAGAAAAGGGCACCUACGUCGAUGACGUGCUGAUAGGAGCUGACUCCGAAGAAGAAGCAGUUUUACUACGACAACAAGUGACCAACAUUUUCGCCUCUGGUGGCUUCCACCUGCGGAAGUGGGCGUCAAAUAGUGCAACAGUUUUACAAGACAUUCCCGUCGAAGAUAUCGAAAUGCAGCUACCCAUCGAACUCAACAAUACCCACACCAUAAAGGCGCUCGGCAUCCACUGGCAGCCGUGCAGCGACGUGUUCCAGUUUUUCAAUUCAACGAAUAAGAUCUUUCAGCCCACAAAACGGACCAUGCUCUCGCAAAUCGCCAGCAUCUUCGAUCCGCUAGGCUUACUAGCUCCGAUCGUCAUCAAAGCGAAGAUGGUCAUGCAGCAAUUGUGGGAACUGAAGGUGGACUGGGACGAAACUCCCCCGGGUGAGUUGAUUCAAAGUUGGUUAGUAUUUGUGCAAAACCUUUCCGAUUUACACUCGUUACAGGUACCACGUCGUGUGAUUGGCAUCCAACAUGCCUCUCGCAUCUAUCUGCACGGCUACAGUGAUGCUUCCGAAAGAGCGAUGGGUGCUUGCGUCUACAUUCGGGCUAUAGAUAAGUGCGGCAAUACAUCAUCGCAUUUGCUGUGUGCGAAAUCCAAAACGGCGCCGAUUGGGAAUGGACGAACAACGUUACCCCGAUUAGAGUUGUGUGCGGCGGUGAUUUUGGCUCGACUAAUAGCGAAUGUGACGAAGGCAAAUCCUAUACCUUUCCACGAGGUUCGAGCUUUUUCGGAUUCAACGGUUGCACUGGCAUGGAUCCAUGGCGGCGCUUCAAGGUGGAAAACAUUUGUCGCCAACCGAGUGGCCGAGAUCACCACGCUCCUACCGGCAAUCAACUGGCAUCACGUAGACACACACAACAACCCAGCCGAUGUGAUCUCACGUGGUGCUCUGCCAGAGCAAUUGAUCAAUAAUUCGCUUUGGUGGCAUGGCCCAAGCUGGAGCGAAUCAUCCUCUACCGACGAAACUACCUCUACACUCGACGUCACCCAGCAGCGACAGGUUGAAAGGGAACAACGAUCGACUGCAGUGGCAUAUUUGGUUGUGUACGAAAACCAAUUUCUUGAUGAUAUGCUAUCUCGAUACUACCCGAAUCUCACACUUCUACUACGCAUCACAGCGCGAAUGCUACGAUUUCCCCAUCGAGAGCAGAGAGUAACCAAUCGUCUAACACCACAAGAGAUCAAUAGCGCCAUGCAAGUCUACGUACGCCAUGUACAGAGCCAGCAUUACCAGAAGGAAAUCAAUCAGCUACAACGCAAUGGAGAAGUAAAUCUCAGCAGCUCACUUCGCCAGCUAAAACCAUAUCUGGACGAACACCAUCUCCUCAGGGUGGGCGGUAGGCUGCAGCUCUCGGAGCUCAGCUACGGUAUGAAACAUCCUAUCUUGCUGCCGCGCAACUCACUUCUCACCGCACUCAUUCUCCAUCACGAGCACCACGAGCAGCUUCACUGUGGACCGCAAUCAUUGCUCACUGCUGUACGACGACGUUUUUGGAUUGUUGGAGGAACGAGUGCUGCCCGAAAGACUUGUCGAGCCUGCGUCGAAUGUGUGCGUGCGAAGCCAGCACCCUUGCAUCAACUAAUGGGACAGAUACCUAGCGAUCGUCUGACACCGAAUCCCCCCUUUUCCAUCACCGGUAUUGAUUAUGCCGGGCCUAUCACUAUCAUCAGUCGGCGCACUCGUGGCGCUACAUCUAGCAAAGGCUACAUCGCACUGUUCGUGUGCCUUUGCACCCGCGCCGUGCAUCUAGAAGCAGUUUCGGAUCUCAGCACAUCCGCAUUCAUCGCUGCUUUCACACGCUUUAGCAGCCGAUAUGGGUUGCCAAGCAGACUCUACUCGGACAACGCUACCAACCUUCGGGGAGCUGCCCGAAAAUUCCGUGAGCUGUACCAACACAUCGACGAAGCCGAGCAAGACGAUACGGUGGUAGACUUCUUCUCCAACAAAGGAAUUGAGUGGAAGUUCAUUCCUGCACGAUCGCCGCACCACGGUGGCCUCUGGGAGGCAGGAAUAAGGGUGACGAAGGGGUUCCUGAGCAAAAUCGGUGGCGAUGCUCGAUUCACUUUCGAAGAGUUGAGUACCGUCCUCGCUCAAGUGUCGGCCUGUAUGAACUCCCGGCCAAUCUCUCCACUCUCCAGUGACCCGAGCGAUCCUCAACCUCUCACAACGGCUCAUUUUCUCAUCGGUCGCCCGCUACGUGCCGUGCCCGAGAUCAAUCAGUUGGAACGCAACAUCGGAUCCCUAACCAGAUGGGAACACGUACAACGCAUCGUGCAACAGUUUCGUGUUCGGUGGCAGAACGAAUAUGUUCUUUCUCUUCAACGUAUGGCAAAGUGGAAUAAAGCAGAUGACUACGUGCCAGGACGAAAUGGAGCGGAAAUUCCAAGAUGUAAUUUGGUGGGCGGUUUAUGUCGUGGCAGAAUUUAA
This is a messenger RNA of Sabethes cyaneus, 5166 nucleotides long. RefSeq lists its product as uncharacterized. The transcript has a single exon. Gene Ontology annotation, biological process: DNA integration. The record is from RefSeq and is a predicted model, not a curated record. Gene Ontology annotation, molecular function: nucleic acid binding. Lineage: Eukaryota; Metazoa; Arthropoda; Insecta; Diptera; Culicidae. The coding region runs from base 1 to 5166 and encodes 1721 amino acids.